This is a messenger RNA of Rhagoletis pomonella (apple maggot), 785 nucleotides long. RefSeq lists its product as uncharacterized. Gene Ontology annotation, biological process: positive regulation of DNA-templated transcription. Gene Ontology annotation, cellular component: nuclear body. Lineage: Eukaryota; Metazoa; Arthropoda; Insecta; Diptera; Tephritidae. The record is from RefSeq and is a predicted model, not a curated record.
GUUAAUCGAGCAAUUAUCCAAGCUUUCUCAAUUAAUGCACUAAUUAAGAUCGAUUUGCCAUACAAAAUUUCAAUUAUUAAUUGCUCGAUUGGUAAUUAAUUGAAUGUUUAAUCUAGUAAAAACUCCAAUGCAACUCUGUUAGGUAAGUUCGUUUUCUUAGUUUUGGUGUGUUCAGUGUUAAAUGACAAUCAGCUGUUUGACAUAAUUUUAUUAUUUUCUUUUUGGAACCAGCAAAUAUCAAAAACCAAAAAAAUUGUAUUUCAACUGCAGGAUGCAGAACAAUCUGAAUGUUCGAUUAGCUCCAAAACCAAGAAAGAGGAGACUGGCUUGGGCUGAGGAUGGCGAAGUGGCCAUUCUUGAUUUGUGGGAAGAGCGCGUUGCUGAUCUCCGCGGUGCACGGAAGAAUGGCCACAUCUACGCGGAGAUGGCGAACGAGCUGGCAAAGUUGGGCCACAACUACAGCGCCCGGGAUGUGCAGGUGAAGUUGGCGAACUUCACGCAACGCUACAGAAAAGAGAAAUUGGCUAUGGGACCUUCUGGUGGAUCACCCUCAACGUGGCCUUUAUACGCAAGGGUGCACCAGAUAAUCGGUGGAUUUAAGGCCAAUAUGUUUUGCGAGCUGACGCUUGAAAACAUCAGCGAAUCCGAUAUAGCAUCCCAGCCAUCACCACUGACCCCAAUAUUGCCGUCAUCACUCAGCCCAACAUUUUCCUCACCACUGGCAUCACCUCUUCCUGCUGUGCCAACCACACCGCUGCCUACACCGUCACCGCCGCUGUCAUCAC